AUGAAUACAUUCUUCAAGAUGGAUUUAAAUGAAAAAAGCAUAAAUCAUUAUACUCAAUUUGAACGGCAACGCUCAAAAUUUACAAAAUUAGAUCGAUCAAAUAUUAAAUUGGGUGAUGAUACAAUUUUUGAAUUGAAAAGAAAUUUCCUUCAUGAUGAAAAUGAGGAGGAUUGUUCAAGAACUGAGGCAAUAGACAUUAAUAAUUCUGUGCCUGAGGCGGUAGCAAACGGACUUAGAGUGGGACAAGUUCUUGACACUAUGAAUUGUUCAGUUUUUAAUUAUUCGAUCAUUACUACAUCGACAAAGAAAUCAGCAUUCACUGGAAUCAAAACUACAUUUAAUAACAAAAGGAUUGAUUAUGGAGAAGGACAUAUGGAUAAUUGUAUUAAAAGUAUGGAUAAAAUAUUGGUUGUUAUCAAGAAAUUGUUGGAAGAAUCAAAAAUAUAUAAAUCACAAGAAGGAGGAUAUGACAUGAUUUUCACGAUUGGGAUGUAUCUGCUUCCAAUUGCCAUUAAGAUUUCGAAAUAUUUUGAAGAAUUCGACAACAUCUAUAUGGAAAUUAAUCAGUAUAAAAAUCAUGUUCCUGCAUUGAAAGAGAGGCUGAAUCAUUACCAAUUGAAGUAUGAUUUAGUAUGGGAAGAGUUUAUUACUACAAUUUGGUUAGAUGAUGAAUUUAUUACAAAGACAAUGUCAUUAGCUGGGCGAAAUUUUCAAUUACUAUCAUUAUAUCCAAAUGAAUAUCUUAGAAGAGCAGUAAAGCAGGAUUUUUUUUCAGGUUUUAAAAACGAUAAGACAUAUGAAAACUAUUUAAUACGAAAGGAAUGGGAAAAGUUGAAUUAUUUUUCUAGGGGUGUCUUAGAUACAUUAAGUUUUGAACAUGUUUGGAAAUCAAACGUCCCCACUGGCAAGGUUUCUGUAAAUGUUAGAGAGGAAAUUUUUUCAUGUGAGUCUUCCCAAGUUAUUUUACAACAUUUUGCAAUGGAAUUAAAGAAAUGUUUUGGUGCUUAUACAACAGUAUUAAAUGCAAGAUCAAGUAAGCCAAAUCAGAAACAUGCAGCUCCGAUUCCCCUUAUGAUGAAAGUUAUUGAUACAAUCAUCAAGUAUUCAAUGAAUUUUGAAACCGGCGAAGUUCUAGUUGGAUUAAAUGGUUACGUUCAACAUUGGAUUUUCAAUCAUUUUAAUGUUGUUUGUUGUAUGAUUGAGAUUUUAAAAUGGGCCAAAUCCAUGAAGGUGCAGUAUAGCCAAGAACGACAUGUCCUUAAGAAAAAACAUAGGAACAAACAAUUGAUGAAUUUUAUCUUCCGUUUCGAGGAAGAAGAGGAGUUUAUGAAUAAAAAAAUAUUUGAAGAAAGUUUAUUGAACAAUCGAUGGCGACAUGUAAAUUCUUUACUGCAACAAAUAGAGUUAUUUUGUUUAAAUUUGAGAGAGAAUUUGAAUUUAAGUGUUUAUAAAGGUGAUAAAAUACAAACACCAAACCAAAAGAUCUUGGAGAAACUUUUAAAAAGGCUUGAUCAAAAUGUGUCUACUCAUCAGAAACAAUACUAUCAGGUAUUUAAUUUCUGGUCGGGGUCGAACGAUACUGAUGAGACAUCCAAGGCUAACUAUAAGACCGAUUAUGAUGACUGCAUGUAUAAUAACAGGCCUAAUCCGUUUAGUUCUUCAGAUGCCUCUAUCGAACUCGAAGGAUCAAAAACAAAGUCCCAUCGCAAACGGGAUUUUAUCUCCCGAUUCUUUGGAAAGAACUAG
Molecule: messenger RNA, 1746 nt
Organism: Naumovozyma dairenensis CBS 421
Lineage: Eukaryota; Fungi; Ascomycota; Saccharomycetes; Saccharomycetales; Saccharomycetaceae
Exons: 1
Coding region: 1-1746 (581 amino acids)
Source: RefSeq, a predicted model, not a curated record